AUGGGCCAACCCGACACAGCUAUCGGCUCUGAGGCUGCCAACACGGCCGCGACGACAGCCACUCCCAAGAAGCCUGCGUCGGCGCCCGAGAAGAAGUACAAGUGCCAGUACUGCAAUCGAGCCUUCAGUCGAAGCGAGCAUCGGAGUCGACACGAGCGAUCGCACACCAAGGAGCGCCCCUUCAAGUGCCAGAAAUGUCGAAGCACCUUUGUCCGUCGAGAUUUGCUCCUGCGCCACGACCGAACUGUACACGCGAAGGAUGGCGGCAUCCCUUUGCAAUCUGAAAGCCGAAAGAAAUCAGGGACAGGUGCAGUGACCAAGACGUCGUCCUCAGCGGCCGUACCGUCAAAGCCCUCGAUCAACAUCGACGCUGGCACGUUGGAGCAGAUAGAGGCAAGCAGCGAUGGUAUGCUCGACCUUGAAACUGCCGCCAUGUUGAUGACAGACUUCCAACACAAGGCGGCAGCAGCAGCAGUGAACGGCCAUCUCCAGAACGGCGAAGGAUCCAUAACCAGUUACUCUCCCGACCGUAGCUCUCUCCUCGAAUCCUCUGACUAUUUGAGCGGUCCCAACAGUCUGCCACAUAUGCCCUGGGACACCUUUAUGCCACAAGGCCCAUCGGAACCAAAGGCCCACUCAAUGUCGAGCAUGUCUUCUCAAGAUAACCUCUCUCAACCGCCCUACGUCCACAUGGGAUCGAUACAGCCUCAUCAAACGCAUCUCCCGCCCAUCAUGGAACGUCAUAACUCUCUCGGCGGUUCUCUCCCACCGACGUUCCCAUCGCUAGCGGACUCCUUCCCGGUCUCUGCAACUCCAACGCCAAAUGCGCUGUCCCCGUUUCCGUCAAUGACUGGUCCUGUGUCUCCGGUGAACUAUCGCAAGUCACCAGGUCCCGCCCAACCCCUUUCUUUGCCCAAAGCUCCUCAGUUCAAAAACGAGAAUGAAAGAGCUAGUAUCGCUAACCAGUUAGGCGGGGACAUCGCGUUACCACCUUUACCUUCUAUCAAUCUCUACCUUACCACGUACUUCAACCUGUUUCACCACCAUAUGCCGUUUCUCCAUCCUGUCAGCUUCUCUCCUGAGAAUACUGAGCCGGCUCUACUUCUUGCCGUUCUGUCCAUUGGAGCGUUGUACAACUUCGAACAAGAACAAGCAUACCUCCUUCAUCAUGGUUCCAAGAAGCUUGUCAAUCAGUUUCUGCAGAAUAAAGACAACUUCGACUCCCGCAAAUGCCCACUUUGGACAAUGCAGAGCACCCUUCUGAAUAUGGUUUUUGAGAGCUGGAGUGGCGGUUCUCAAGGCUUGGAAUGGGCAUGCUCCAUCAAGAGUUUGCUUGCUAAUAUGGUUGCUGGCAACAAAUACGAGCUCAAGCUUCGAAUCGAUGGACGCUCAGGUGCCCCCCCAACUCACGAAGAGUGGGCCGCCGAAGAAGGAUGUCGAAGGACCUACUACGCAGUCUACAUCUUCUUUGGGAUGUUGACCCUGACCUACAAUCACACCCCAGCCAUCAGCUUCAACGAAUUCGAUUCACUGCCUCUUCCGUCCUCGGAAUCCCUUUGGAACAUCGAACCCUCCGAUGAAGAUUCUUGGCAAGAAAUCUUUGCGGCAUCGCCAACUAUUACAGUCCGCGAGGCGCACGAUAGCCUGUUCCAGGGAGAUCCUGCCCGCUACAGUGCUUUCGCGACCCGAGUAAUGAUCAAUGCCCUGUUUUUGGAAGUGUGGAAUUUGAGACGGAGCUUUGAAUCCUUGCAGGACGUGGUACUAGAGUGGAAGAUUCGCAUCGCCUUGGAGACCUGGGAGCGAUCUCUGGACCUGUGUGAACCCGAAACUAUCGUCGUGCCAUUGUCCACACCCCACAAGAGUCACCCGCUCAUCUUCAACUCCAUGGCUGUCUACCGAAACACGAGGGCUUUUCUUGAAGUGGACCUUAAGAAUGUCCAGGAAGCUUUGCGGUAUCACAAUUCCUUCGAAAUCGCCGGCGCGAUGACGCUUUCCCGCGACAACGUGAAGAGGACCAAGGAAAUGAUCAAAGUGGUCGAACAAUGCUACGAGUGCAUGGAAAUUGUUGCCAUGCAAGGCAUCAACUGGGUGACGAAGACCUCUGCCACUAACUGGAGUAUCGAAUUUCCUCUCUGUGGUCUCGAACUCAUUACCAUUCUCAGCUUAUGGCUAUAUCGCAUAGAGCAUGACGAUCAAGAAGCGACCGAGGAGGAGCUUGCUAUGUAUAUGAAAGUGCGUGGGUUAUUCGACGACGACGCUGUUGAUUCGAAUGGCUCUCGUUUGAGUUCAACAGUCGCCCGCGUUUGGGGUACAAUGCUGGACGGUGUUGUGGUUUGGGGUAUCUCCAAAACCAUGGGCGAAUCAUUCAAGCUACACGCUCAAGCUCUGGUUGGAUAUAUUGAUGAACUACCCAUAGAUCCAGUCACGGGCAUGCCCCAAGUACCGGAUCAGACUUUGAUGGGUAUGGAAACAGCAUACUAA
Molecule: messenger RNA, 2481 nt
Organism: Capronia epimyces CBS 606.96
Lineage: Eukaryota; Fungi; Ascomycota; Eurotiomycetes; Chaetothyriales; Herpotrichiellaceae
Exons: 4
Coding region: 1-2481 (826 amino acids)
Biological process (GO): DNA-templated transcription; regulation of transcription by RNA polymerase II
Cellular component (GO): chromatin
Molecular function (GO): RNA polymerase II cis-regulatory region sequence-specific DNA binding; zinc ion binding; DNA-binding transcription factor activity, RNA polymerase II-specific
Source: RefSeq, a predicted model, not a curated record